This is a messenger RNA of Naegleria lovaniensis, 3690 nucleotides long. RefSeq lists its product as uncharacterized. The record is from RefSeq and is a predicted model, not a curated record. The transcript has 8 exons. Gene Ontology annotation, molecular function: ATP binding; protein kinase activity. NCBI's taxonomy places the organism in Eukaryota, Heterolobosea, Eutetramitea, Acrasida, Naegleriidae. Bases 1 to 3690 code for a protein of 1229 amino acids. Gene Ontology annotation, biological process: protein phosphorylation.
AUGGCCUCGAGCUGUGGACGACGAGAAAUUCUCUUCAACAAGAACCAUCAUUUAACCUUCUCGGUCAUCAUCAUUUCGAGUUGUAUCCUUCUUUCAUUUCUAUUCUUUUCCUUGCAUUCCAUACAGACACGACAUUUUCCACACCAUGAUGAUGAUUUUUCUCAGAUGAUGGUCCACCACGUGGUGCGAGCGGAAUCAUCGUCCUUGUCAGAAAUCAUGUCGACAAUGUCCAUUGAAAAUCAUGAAAAUGACACUCUUCAUCUCUAUAUCGACUCGGUGAAUGGUUCUGAUUUGAACCAAAAUGAUUGUUCUUUGAAAGAUCGACCUUGUCAAUCCAUUCAAGCAAUUCUUGAAAAAAAUCGAGCAUUGGAACGAAAUAUUCUUCCCAUUGUGCAAUUGAAUGUGUUGAGUUCUUUACUUGAAAUUCCAAGUUGGAUCAAUGGAACGUAUUAUUUACCUAUUAAAAAAACUUUUAGAAUUGUUGGAAUGGGAAUUCGAAAUACGACUCUGUAUCAAGAUGUGAGUUUUCAAAAGUUGGAUCUUCAGUUGUCGUUGUUGAGUGCGAUGAGAGUGAAGGAUGAAAUGUUGGUGGUGGAAUUUUCUGAAAUGACAAUCAAGACAUUAAAGUUGGGAAAUAUGCCAGCUGUCACGAUUUUUAAUUGUUUAUAUGAUACAAUUUAUUUGAGAAAUGUGACAAUAAUUAACAUGGAAUUUUGUGAAAGUAUUGUCACACCCAUUAAUGAAUCAAAAAAGCCAUCCAAUGGAUCAACACUAUUACUCAAUAUGUAUACCAAACUAAGCUUUUCUAAUAUUCGACUAAAUCCACAAAGUACUGUUUUUGGAAAUGUUGACAAAUCUUCAAUCACCAAUUUGGGUCUCAUUAAGGCUACAGAAAGUAUGAUUUAUUUCUUUCACGUCAUUGUCUCCAAUCCAGAAGAAAACAAUACUCUAGUUGCUUAUAACAUUGCCAUGGACAAUUGUUUACUUCACAUUACAGAUUUUAACCAAAUUAUCAUUGGAAAUGCAAUAUUCACAGGAAAUUUAUAUGCCUCUCGAUACAUGCAAUAUUUAUCGUUUCUACAAUCGGACGAAGAGCUUUUACAAAAUAGGCCAAUAGAAAUAUUAGCAAAAGAUUUGAUAUUUUCACAAUCUUCUGUGAAUAUUGUGGCACAAGCCAGAGCAUCUGCGGGACUGGUCAAUUGCAUAUUUACACAAGCUAAGCAAACAGGAGCUCUACAUUUAGAAGGUGUUGGAUUACUGACAAGUAUCACUAAUUCACAAUUUUUGGACAAUGAAUCUGCAAGAGGAGGUGCUGCCAUCAUGAUGCGAAGUGUCUAUUUUACCUAUGUUCAGAAUUGUACCUUUGCACACAAUAGACAAACAUCUCCAAAUUUCAAUAUUGGAUUGCAAACCACUGGAGGAGGAGCUAUUCAUCAAUAUCAAAGUGUAUUCUCUUCAAGUUUUUGCACCUAUGUCAAUAACACUGCCAAAACCUAUGGAGGUGUUCUUUAUUCCUAUUUAGGUAAUCGUGUGUGGCUCAUUGGUGAUAAAUUUCACGAGAAUAUGGCAGCCAUUGGUGGAGCUAUUUACACUAAAAACACAAUGUCUGUUCUUCCUUUCAUCCUUGAAGAUUGUGAAUUUCGUAAUAAUUUUGCAGAAAAAUUUGGAGGAGCUCUCUUCUCAAUUCGUGCUGCCAUGCAAAUUUCUUCGUUUGCUUCUAAAUUACCAGUGAUUUCACAAAAUACAGCUCGUGUGACUGGAGGAGGUUUAUAUCAAUGUGAAUCUACUGUCAAUUGGUAUGAAACUCGGGUGAAUGAAUUUACACAACGAACAGAAAAGGUGUUAAUUUCUUCUGAAUCGAGUGUGCAAGCUCAAGCAUUGAUUCCACAAUUUAUUAAGGGAAAUACCGUACUCACACCAUUUCAUUUGCCAGAUAAGACAUCAUUUCCAGGAGAGGCCUUUCUUAAACUACUUGUUAAAAGACCACAAAGGACUCGUUCUACAAGUUCACAAACCAAUCAUGAUCAACACCAAUUAAUACCAUUGUUGGGAACCAAUUCGAGUGAUCCCAAUGUCUAUUUUACAACUUAUUUUGGAGAAGAAUUGACGUUUGAAUUAUGGUUGAAAGAUACCUUUGGACAAAACAUUCCAUACGAUGGAACGUUGAUGCUUAUUGACACUGUGGAUGAUGAAAUUGUUUAUUCUGAAGUGAGGAGUAACAUUUUUGAGAAGGACGAAGAAGGUAAACUUCCACUGUUCCAUCCUGAUGUGAAAUUACUUUCCUACUCGUAUCACGAUCCAUUUCCUCAGAAUGCAACAGUGAAAUUUUCACUGACCUUUCUUCAAGAUUCAGUUGUAACGUUUUAUUUUCAUGUCCAUUUUGUGUUUGAAUCUUGUCCAACAAUGCAUUCUUCAGCGAGUAAGACUCAUGCGAUGGGAAAGAAAGUUUAUUAUUGUGAAUUUAAUGUAGCUUAUUUAUCACCUCUGAUUAUUGUGAUUGGAUUAGUGGUAUUGAUUACUGUGAUUGUUAUUACUGUAUUUUCAGUUCGAAAAUUGAAAAAGAUGAAAUUUAGUGUGAAAUUAUUGAAACAAAAAGAAAAGGCUGAAAUUGAAUUGACACAAAAGUUGUUGGAUUUACAAACAUUGUAUGCAAGUGAAUUGGAACAUAGACAUUCAUUUAAGGAUUGGUUAAUUAAAUUGGAAGAUAUUGAAAUUAUUUCAAAAAUUGGAGAAGGAGGUCAGGGAGUAGUUUACAAGGCGAGAUGGAGAAAUGCAGAUGUUGCUCUCAAAAGUAUCAAAAUUGAUGAUUCUGACUUGGAUAGUAAUGAAUUUGAAAACGAGGCAUCUCUUCUCAGCUCCAUUCGUCAUCCCAAUGUUGUUACCUUUUUUGGAGUUUGCCUCACAGAAUCCAACAAGUUUAUGGUGACCGAGUUUAUGCAUGGAGGAUCUCUUGAUUCACUCAUUUAUCAAUGCAAGUUAAAAAAGAAAUUCAUUCCAUUGGCUGAUAAAAUUCACAUGUUGAGCGAUAUUGCAAGUGGAAUGAGUUAUUUACAUCAUGGAAGAGACAAGAUGAUCAUUCACAGAGAUUUGAAACCAGGAAAUAUUUUAUUGAGCAAUGACUUGACUUGUAAAGUGUGUGAUUUUGGAAUGUCUAAAUUGUAUCAGCAAGAGAGUGAUAGAACCAAGACAUGUCGCGUUGGAACAUUGCUCUAUAUGGCACCUGAGGUACUGUUAGGGGAGUAUUACAAUGAGACAGCAGAUGUCUAUAGCUUUGCUCUUAUCAUGUGGCAAUUAUGCUUUGAUGAAAGUACUCUCUUUUCAUCGUCCUUCUCUAAAGACGCGAAAUUUACAUCUUUUAUGUCCAGUGAACAAAUAUCUCAAUAUAGUUCUCUUAAUGACUCCAUUGUAGUGUUACCAAAAUUAGUGACGGAUGGUUUGCGAUUACCGAUACCUUCUCUUCCUCUAGAUGCUAGCUCUAACACAUUAAGGACAUGGAUUGACGAAUUCUUCUUAAGAAACUCGAAUGGUAUUGUUUCGCCAAAAUCGUACGACACUCAUAUUUCAGUGCUCAACGAUUUUUUCAACUUGUUGGUACAAUGUUGGAGCAAGGACAUUUCUGAGCGACCCUCAUUUUCAUUGAUUUUCAAUGAUCUGUGUAAAAUGGAAAAGAAUUUACGAAGCACAUAUUGA